UUGAACGGCUGAAAUUGGACGCAUUUCUACAGACUCUACGCGAUUCUUUAGGUGAAAACAAUCACCAUCCCUCUCUCCUCUUUAAAGUACUCCCUCCAGUGGCUUACGACUAGGGUUUUGACACUACGAUCAAUGCAGCUUCAGCAUCAACACGAGACAGAUUUUGGACUAUUUUCUCUCAAUAUUUGCUUACUCCCAGCUUGAUUCUGGCUGGGACUUGAGAGAAAACUGAAGGGCUACUGUUUGGGUACAAUAGAGGAUGGACCUAGCGUUGCUGAGUGCCGUUCUAGUUGGGGCAGGCUGCCUUGCCCUGGGAUACUACAUUGGGGCACGAUUUCCUGGUCGCAUCUUCAUCUCAGCAAGAUUAAAUAAAGAUAGUGCAGUUGCUGGUAAUGGGAAGAAGAAGGAUGAGCCCAAAGUGCCCCUUGAGAUUGAACAACUCGCUGACAUUCUUGAAGAGUUCAAAAUGGUUUUGGUUGUGAGGAAUGAUCUAAAGAUGGGAAAAGGGAAAAUUGCAGCCCAAUGCAGCCAUGCGACUUUGGGUCUCUAUAAAAAGAUUCUUCAUCGGGCACCAAAAACAUUAAAUAGGUGGGAGAUGUGUGCACAACCUAAGGUGGUAGUAAAAAUUGAAAGUGAGGAAGAUAUGCUAGUACUGCAAGAGCGGGCAAAAUCAUUAAAGUUGCCAACCCACAUUACAAUUGAUGCAGGGAGAACACAGAUUGCACCUAAUUCUAGGACGGUGAUGGCCAUUCUUGGACCUGUUGAAGUGGUUGAUGAUGUAACUGGUGGACUCAAACUUCUAUAGUUGUUUUCUUCGUUCAAAUGCAUGCAUGUACACGCCUCAUGACAGAGCAACGGAGCAUUUGGAGAACGGUUGUAGAUGGAAAGCCUUGGAUGGAAAGUUGCUGCAUUAACAUAUUAUGAAGGUCCAUGCUAUGCAGUGCUUUAACCAGAUGUUCACAUUUAACCUCUCAUAUUUACCAUUUUUGAUGAUGAUGAUAAAUGAAGAUGAAAAUAUUUUUACUGGAUUCAUGCCAGUGGCAGUGGAACUGUAAUUAUUGAACACCUGAAUUUUCAUUGAGAUGUGGAAACUAGCAAUUAGCUGGCUUACAAGUAUUGUUAAGAGUUUUCAAUCUUGUCUUUA
Carya illinoinensis is the source of this 1144-nucleotide messenger RNA. Its product is annotated as peptidyl-tRNA hydrolase 2, mitochondrial-like. The coding region runs from base 260 to 805 and encodes 181 amino acids. The transcript has 8 exons. Gene Ontology annotation, cellular component: mitochondrion; cytosol. Lineage: Eukaryota; Viridiplantae; Streptophyta; Magnoliopsida; Fagales; Juglandaceae. The record is from RefSeq and is a predicted model, not a curated record. Gene Ontology annotation, molecular function: peptidyl-tRNA hydrolase activity.